AUGAUUACAUAUCCGGAGUAUAAAAUAAAUAAUCAAACGAUUUUACAAGAACAAUUUGAUGAGAUUUAUGAACCUACUCAAGAAGAAAUUCGUGAAUAUGCAAUAUACAUUGGUAUUGAUCCAGAUAAAGAACCUCAUCUUCUUUGGCUAGCUCGAGAAGGUAUCAUGAAACCAUUACCACCUGGUUGGAAACCAUGUCAAGAGGAAAAUGGAGAAUUAUAUUAUUUUAAUUUUGAUACUGGUAAAUCAUCAUGGGAUCAUCCAUGUGAUGAAAUUAAUAAAGCACGUGUUGUUGAAGCACGGUAUAUUUUAUCAAGUUGUUAUUGCGUUCUAUACUAUCAAGUUCUUAUUGUUUAGACGAAAACAAUCAUUAUCAACGACUGUGCUUGACACAGAUAAAAGAGGUACAUAUUGGAGUUAAUCAACAAUGGUGUAAACGUAUAAAUAUAAAGAAAUAGUUAACAUUUUAUUUUAUUAAAUGUUCAAAAAAACAAACUUCGCUAGGAUUAUUUAUCGAAAGUUCUCUUCUGUAGCAAUUAGUUGAAAAUGCUUUGAGUUUUUUUUCUAGUUUUAUUAUUAUUAUUAUCGGAAUACUACACGAACAAAUUGCGUUUCAUUCAUUUUAUCAGGUAAUCUAGGUUUGAUGUAGUUACUUUGCCAAAGGUUACAGUCCCAAGUUUGUCAAACAUAGCGAAUAUGAUAUUACAUGGAUGCCUUGUUCUAAUAAAUAAGCGGUAGAUGCGGAUGUUUUAGAAAUGAGUUGUUUGACAUCUAUUGCGUUUUCUUGAAUUAUGUGAGACACUAAUCGAAAUUGUUUUAGUCUGUUUUAUUUUUGUUGACUAUAUCGACCGAUUUCGAAUCACGACUUUUUGUCAGGCUUCAUACCUUCUUAUUUUAUAUGGAAAAGGGUUGUGAAAAUUUAGAUGUUACAUUUUUCAAUCGUAUCCUGAAAAAAAUUUCGGAAGCUAUAUUCAUUCCUAGGAGAACUUUUUCAGGAGGAUUUUAUGAAGUUGUUUCCUCUGUGCCAUAAUGAGUUUUGAUAAGAAACCAACACAUAGCAAUAAGGAUUUAAGAACCGAGAACAGUCAUGACGACUAACCUGAAGUUGAUUUUGUAGCUUCAGCUGGAAGAAGACCUUGCGAAAAAAUAUGAAAGAAAUGUGGUUUGCUUUGUGAGUAUACUGAAAAUAUUAUCAAUUGAACUACUAUGACAGCAGUAGACCAAUGCUGCCGUUUUUAAAGUUAAGCAACAUCUUGAUGUGUUUCAGAAAAAGAUUAGUGAAUCGAUGUAUGAUAGGUGUUACGUAUAUAUUAAUUAUUGAAUAAGUCUACAUCAGAAAUGAGCCGAGCCAAAAAAAAUAAUUAGGCUACUGCUGUUUACCAGAAUGCUUAUUCGCAUAGAUCACAUCUAUCGUAGGAUAAUAUGUUAUGUGUUGGUUCAGGAAACUCGAACAAUAAGAAUUUGAAGAUGCUUUAAAUAUCAAGCAAAGAGCUCAUAUAACAAUCUUCCUAUGACUUUCAGUGGUCUAUUAGAAAAGAAUUGCCAGAAUUGGGACUGAGGCUUUUUAUCGCAUAUCUUUCAAGCCCAUUUCCACGAUACCAUCUAAAAUCUCGAUCAGACUGGUUUACUUUUAAUAAUCUUCUUAUAAUAUUGACUACAGAUAAUUUAUAGUAAGUAUGCGUAUAAGAAGUGCAUUUUGACACCUAGGACAAUCAUUCCAGCUCACAGACUGUAGACUUCCUGCGGAAAACCCAGCAGUCUACAAUAGGACCAAUCGAUGAGGAAAUUGUUCCUCUUUAAGCAGAAAUGUUUUAUCUCCACACAAAGUCAUGCAUAACAAGGAGAAAUAGAAAAGACAAAAUAGAUAUAUGUCUAUGACUCACUACUCUUACACAUAUGUUUCAAUUUAGACAGAAAUCAUUCCCUUUUAAAGAGAAAUGCUUAAACAAGCAGAAAUAGAAAAAUAUGUACGAACUCAUCUGUUAUUCUUUGUCCUGCUACCCACAUUUCUAUGUUGCCUUCUUCUUAUAUCGACAGAAAUGAAUUAUUCAUUGCUACUAGAAUCAAUCCAUCAAAAGAAAAAUGAAAUGAUUGCUAUCUCCUUAUAUCUUUUCCAUUUCUAGUUAUAAGGGUAGAAAUGGAUAAAGCAUUUCUACUUGAAAUAGUUCCAUAGCGAACGAAAUCUGUUUAUUGAAAAGCAUUUCUGCUUGAGUUUAUGAGGAUAAAGCAUUUCUACUGUAAAUAGCAUAAUUUCUUGAUUUUUGGGGAUAUUGUCCAGCCCUCCUGGAAUUCGCAGGAAAAUACAUCGUUUUCUAUUGGAAUACUCAGAAAAUUGGUAGAAACUUGAAAGCAGGAAUUCGGUGAUCGGAUCCAGUGGUCAGGUUUGUCCGGUUACGGUCAUUUCCAGCUGAAACUGGAAAAAUUCUGACGCCGGCUCCGAUCACCGGAUACCUGCUUCCAAGUUCCUACCAAUUUUUCGAGUUUUGUGACUGGAAACGAUGUGUAUUUUUUUUAUUUGAAUAGAUUUCUUCCUAUUAGUAAAAAAAAGUUCUGCACGAGAAAAGAAGCAACAUUAUAAAUUAGACCAGACUCAUUCGCGAAAUCGAGCAGUUGGGAGUGAUGACCUGUAGGGACACCGACGACCGGCUACCACUUGCCUCUAAAGGAUACUUCUCCCUUUUUACGAGGUUUCUCGGGAAUGGGUCAUGAGAAAAAUUUGAAAUUUCAAGGCAGAAGGAUCCUAAUGAGUAGAGCAAAAGUUUUCAUAGACUUAAAGUUCCUAGAUCCUUCCUUCUGUGAGAUACUAGGAUCAUAAUUGCGAAUGAUGGCCCCAAUUUUCGUUCCACUUCUUCGAGAUGCUACGUUCGAUCGAGCUGAAACUUUCUUUUUUACAGAUACUAGAUACUGUUUGAGAUUGGUGUUUUUUGCCUUGUUUUUACAUUUUGUGCUUCGAACAAGAACAAAUAAUCCGAAACAUCGUAGGUAUCCUAAGAAUGCAUGGUUUUUGAACGUAGCUCUUUUUCGUAAGAGCAAAUUGAAAUCAGCAGAAUAAUAGUUUAAAAAAACAAAUACCCAUUGUAAACAGCGUCUAAUAUACGUACAAAAGUUCCAGCUCGAUCGGACUUACUCGACAGGAGAAACAAGGACAUUUUCGUACAUUUUCAUGAAAAAAUGGUUUCGAGAAAAAAACGCGAAAUCAUGUACAGUAUCAUUAUUUUCAUUAUGUCGAUUUGAUUUCUCGCAUUUUUUAACGUUUAAAAACAAUUACUUGUCUCGAAAUGUGCUCGGUAAAUAGAUACUAGGGCUGUACAGCUCACGCUCUUAUGAGGGUAUUUGUAAAACAAGCGAACACCCACGAACACCCACGAACAUCCCCAAACCGAGAUCUGAUAUUCCCAGCAGAUAGAGCUUGCCGAGUUGACUCCACGAACACCCACGAACACCCAAAACGAUGGAGCAUUAGAAAAAAUUUCCGAUGCAUACUGAUUUUUUCAAUCCACGAACACCCACGAACAUCCACGAACACCCACGAACACCCAAAAACCCUACACGAACACCCA
Messenger RNA from Rotaria sp. Silwood1, 3560 nucleotides. NCBI's taxonomy places the organism in Eukaryota, Metazoa, Rotifera, Eurotatoria, Philodinida, Philodinidae. The record is from the annotation of a GenBank genome assembly.